AUGGAGUUGAUGGACAAAUUCCAGAAAUUAAUCUCAGUUACACAAGAUGACAACGGUGUACUGGUCCACAAUCUAUCAUUCAAAGGAUUUAGGCCAGGGCAGAUUCAGGUGCUGAAGCCUGCUGCCGGAUUCAACAUCUCGGACGCCGACCCGGUGAACCUCGUGGCCACGAUCGAGUCGGUUCUAAAACACUUCCAAGAGCUAGCUGAGACACAGCACCUCAUUCGGCAACAAGUCACCUCCCUCUUUAUGACGCACAAACCGCGAUUGGUCAUCCCGAGAGCGCAGCAGGGUGCCCUCAAGGCGCUGAAGGCGGGAAAGAGUAUCGUGAUCCUACCGGCAGGCAAAGGACGAUCAACAGUUAUACUUGACAAGGCCGAGUACCUCCAGAAAGCCAAUGUCUUGCUUGAGGACAGGCAAACGUACGUCAAGUGUGACGGAGACCCCAUGAAGAAGCUGGUGACGCAAAUAAACACGACGCUCAUCAUGCUACAAAUAAUGGCGUGA
Spirometra erinaceieuropaei is the source of this 507-nucleotide messenger RNA. Lineage: Eukaryota; Metazoa; Platyhelminthes; Cestoda; Diphyllobothriidea; Diphyllobothriidae. The record is from the annotation of a GenBank genome assembly.